AUGGCAUCAUCAAUGUAUUUAUUCUCUGUUCUUAUGAUCUCAUUGAUUGCUCUUACUAUCAAUUUAACCCAUUGUUCACCAGCUAAUACGAAAAUAUCUGAUGCUAUUGAGCAUAAAAUAACUGCUGAAAAAAUUAAAUCAAACAAUAAUGAUCAGAAAGAUUCAUCAAAAGCAAAAUUAUCUGUUGAAAAGGCCUCUAUCAAUAAACGUGCAUACCCAACAGAAGGUAUCCUACUUGGCAAACGUGGAUAUCCAACAGAAGGUAUUUUACUUGGAAAACGUGGAUAUCCAACUGAAGGCAUCUUACUUGGUAAACGUGGCUAUCCAACUGAAGGAAUUCUUUUAGGUAAACGAAAUACUCGUUUGUCUGAAUCAGAAUCAUCUGAAAUGGCUGAUCAUUAA
Molecule: messenger RNA, 402 nt
Organism: Rotaria sp. Silwood1
Lineage: Eukaryota; Metazoa; Rotifera; Eurotatoria; Philodinida; Philodinidae
Source: the annotation of a GenBank genome assembly